Messenger RNA from Paramecium sonneborni, 746 nucleotides. NCBI's taxonomy places the organism in Eukaryota, Ciliophora, Oligohymenophorea, Peniculida, Parameciidae. The record is from the annotation of a GenBank genome assembly.
CAAAUAUACAAAAUUUAAUGAAGCAGGAAAAAACUAAACAUAAAUAGAAAGAUUAAAGGGAAGAAAUAUUACCUAUAAAUAAGAUAAUCUAAAAAUGCCAAUAGACUUUAGGUAUUUAUUUAUCUAAUGAAUAGAGAUAACUUAGUUUGAAUAAUAAGAAUUAAAAAAAAUGUUUUCUAUUGUUUCUGAUAAAAUGCAUUAAGUUAAUUAAAAAAUAUAAACUUUUGAAAGAGAAGAAAGACUUUUGAGAAGAGAUAAUGAUGAAUGGGAAUUUUAUUUAAAAGAAAAGACUGCUCUUUUAAAAUAGCUAGCAUUAUUAAUUGACAUAAUUAGUGGUAAAGAUCAUUCCUUUGAAAUUGAUAUAUCUACUAAUCCUGCGUAUAAGGAAAUCUAGAAUUUCUCUUUACAUAAAAAAUAAUUAGGAGAAGAUUUAUUAAAAACUAUUUAGAAUGAUGAAACAUCAAUUAUCAAACUUUAAGCACAAUUAUUAGAAAUAGAAGAAGAAACAAAGCUUCUAAGAUAAUCAGGUGCUUUUUGGAAUUGUAUACGCUGUAAUCUGACAUUAAAAGAAGGCACUAAUGAAGAGGUAUAUAAAUUUUAAAUUAGACUUGUAUAUUUCAUCCCGGGAAACUCAAGUAUUUUUCUUGUAGAACUUGUGGAGGAGAUGAAUAUUUUACAUGCUGUAAUUAGUGCAGAGAUUGCAAUCCAGGUUGCAAAAAAGGGUUACAUAAACCUUGAAAUAUCAU